AUGUCCAACCCAUUCAUCCUAGUAACACCCUCAACGCGCGGUCUCUCCCUAGCGCUGACUAGACACUUCCUUAAAACAACAAAGCUACCCGUCUAUGCCACGCAUCGUACUGGUACGGCAGAAGAGCACCAUAAGAACAUCCUAUCCCCACUAUCCGGAAUUGACAGCAACCGACUCAAAGUCCUCCCUCUCGACCUCAGAUCUGAGACGAGGAUCCAAGAUGCAGCGGACGCCCUUAAAGCCGAGCUACCCGACAAGGCGUACCUCCACACAGGGUUCUUCACGGGUGGCAUGCUCUAUCCGGAGAAGAACCCAAAGGAUAUCAACGACGCGAUACUGCAAGAGACUUUCCAGGUCAACGUCCUCUCGCAUUUACUCCUCAUCAAACACUUCUCUCAGUUCCUCCCCGACGCAAAGAUGAACUUAACAGAAAAGAACGGAGGACCGACCAAGUGGGUCCACGUCACUGCACGCGUAGGAAGCAUUUCAGACAACAAAAGGGGAGGAUGGUAUUCCUACCGAGCUUCCAAAGCAGCUUUGAAUCAAGUAAUCAAGACCUUUGACAAUCAGCUUGCUAUGAACAAGACGCCGAGUAUCUGUGUCGGAGUACACCCUGGGACUGUGAAGACGGACUUAUCCAAGGACUUCUGGAGUAGCGUGCCGAAGGAAGAGUUGUUCGAGCCGGAAAACGCGGCAGAACGGCUUGUCGAUGUUGUUGGAAAGUUGACGGAGGAACAUAGAGGAAAGGUAUGGGAUUAUGCAGGCAAGCAGGUUCCGUGCUGGGACUUUCCUCCGAUCAGUAUCCAGACCUUGUUCAAUACUUCCUAG
Fomitiporia mediterranea MF3/22 is the source of this 828-nucleotide messenger RNA. Its product is annotated as NAD-binding protein. NCBI's taxonomy places the organism in Eukaryota, Fungi, Basidiomycota, Agaricomycetes, Hymenochaetales, Hymenochaetaceae. The record is from RefSeq and is a predicted model, not a curated record. The coding region runs from base 1 to 828 and encodes 275 amino acids. The transcript is spliced from 2 exons.